AAAAACAAUUUUAUUAUCAAUAGGUCCAUCUCUUAAUAAUGAUGGGUUAAAACCCCAGUUUUAAAGCAACCUGCCUCUGAAAAUGUUGUAGAACAUUAUCACUACAUCCAUACUUAUCAAAGAUGAAUAUUGAAAAUGUUGAAACUCUCUUUCCAUUCACACUUAUCUAGCAUCUUAGUAGUUGCUGUGAAAUUAUUUAUAACAGCAAGGGAAGAAAUCGCAUAGUAGAACAUAAGACCCUCUCACGUUCUGAAUUUUUUAUUCUUCAGAUGUGGUCUUCUCCAGACGCGAUGAAGCACCUAACACCAACUCCAAUUGAAAUCAAAGAAACUGAAGGAUCUCGGUUUGAGUUUGGCGUCAUUGGUGUGGAUGAAGAGUUUUCAGGGAUGAUAUUUCUGCUCAACAAGGCGGAUGGAAAGAAAAUGAAACAAAAGCAUAAAAAGCAACUUGUCUUCUCUGAGACUCCUGUAAAGGAAUGCGCUUUUACAGGAGGCUCAGAGAAAACAGGAAGAUUAAGGCUUGACUCGAUUACCCGUUUAGAUUUCUCCAAGAAAGCCAAGAACUUUAGCCCUCUCGCGCCGUUUCUGGGUGUUUUUGGGUUCAUUUUGGUCGCUUUCCUCUUCAUUGGUUGCUUAUUCAACUUUGACUACCGUGCCAUCCACUUCCGUGGGGUUUCCAUGGCUUGGACUUGUUGGGGGUUGAUCAUCACCGUCAUUGUCAGCAUCACCGCUACCAACGGUGGCUCUGAGUGUGAACGGACGGGUGGGGUUUCUUGAAGAAGGUGGCAACAGUUGCGAUGUGUAUGAUGGGAACUGGGUUUGGGAUGUUGACUAUCUGUUCUAUCAGAGUCAAGAUUGUCCCUUUGGUUGCAAAUUUUUGUUUUGGAUGAUGACUUCCGCGGAAUGAAGAUAAUUAAUUGCA
Molecule: messenger RNA, 921 nt
Organism: Rubroshorea leprosula
Lineage: Eukaryota; Viridiplantae; Streptophyta; Magnoliopsida; Malvales; Dipterocarpaceae
Source: the annotation of a GenBank genome assembly